AUGGGCGGGGUUGUGGACUCUCAUUGGUCGAUGGGCGGCGUUGUGGACUCUCAUUGGUCGACGGCCGGCCUCACCAGCCCGGAAGUGUUGCGGAGGCUACACGUGCGGCAGAGGGUUGUUAUUGACGGGGUUAAGGAUGAGCUGGCGGGGAGCCGUGUCUGCGAGGCGCAGCUUGUGGCGGCUGAUUCUGAGACCGAGCCCGGUUGGUCUGACAGCGGGAGCGAUGGUCCCUGGGAGAAGGACCCGGAGGGCCCUGCGUUGCAGGCUCGGUGUCUUUUCUGUGACAGGUUUUUCAGUUCAGCAGAAGAUGUGUUUGGCCACUGUUCAUCUGACCACAGUUUUAGUAUUGAGAUGGUGAUUCAUAAACAUAGACUUGAUUUUUAUGGAUAUAUCAAGCUAGUAAACUUCAUUAGGAUUGAAAAGCCAACUGUAGAGUGUCUUAUGUCAAUCAGUGCACCAGUUCCCUGGGAGGAAGAGAAGUACCUGAAGCCUGUUUUGGAAGAUGAUCUUUUACUCCAGUAUGAUAUAGAUGAUGAUGUUGACUCUGCCAAUACCUCUUGCUCCAAUGGGCUCACAGAGGCUUCAUCUCUCCUGGAACGCUUAAAAUGCACAGAACACCGAGCAGAGUUGGCAGAAGCAGCGCUGGCCAGAGCCCAAGAAGAUCUUCAUAAAAUGAAACAGUUUGCACAGGAUUUUGUGAUGAAUGCAGAAGUCAGAAGCAGCUCGGCAGCCGGUGCCAUUGCGGAACUGCGGGAGAACGAGGAGAAUGUUUAUUUCAGCUCUUACGGGCACUACGGGAUACACGAAGAGAUGAUAAAGGAUAAAGUGCGUACAGAAAGCUAUCGUGACUUCAUAUAUCACAAUUCCCACAUCUUUAGAGAUAAGAUUGUCUUAGACGUUGGCUGUGGAACUGGAAUCCUGUCCAUGUUUGCUGCGAAAGCAGGUGCAAAGAAAGUCAUAGGAGUGGACCAGUCUGAAAUUAUUUAUCAGGCCAUGGACAUUAUUAGGCUCAACGGACUUGAAAAUACAAUUUCUUUAAUCAAAGGAAGAAUUGAAGAAGUUGAUUUGCCUGCUGAAAAAGUCGAUGUUAUAAUUUCUGAGUGGAUGGGAUAUUUCCUCCUUUUCGAGUCAAUGCUGGAUUCUGUGAUUUAUGCAAGGAACAAGUACCUGGCAAAAGGUGGUUCAGUAUAUCCUGACAUCUGUUCCAUAAGCCUGGUGGCUAUAGGUGACCUCAAUAAACAUGCAGACAGGCUAGCUUUCUGGGAUGAUGUGUAUGGCUUCAACAUGUCCUGUAUGAAGAAGGCGGUAGUUCCUGAAGCUGUUGUGGAUGUGUUGGAUUCAAGUACCCUUCUGUCUGAAGGUUGUGUCAUCAAGUGGAUAGACUGCCAUGUUGUAUCGGUUGCAGAACUGGAAUUUACAUCCGAAUUCACCUUGACAGUUAUGAAGACUUCACUUUGUACGGCAAUUGCUGGAUAUUUUGAUAUAUAUUUUGAGAAGAAUUGCAACCAGAAAGUCUUGUUCUCCACUAGUCCUUGCAGUGCCGGAACACAUUGGAAACAAACACUAUUUUACCUGGAGAAUCCGAUUCAUGUGGAAAAAGGCGAAGAACUGAAAGGAAAGAUAACUCUCUGCAAAAACAGAAAAGAUCCGCGUUCACUCAUAAUAACUCUUUCAGUUAAAGACAUGAAACAGACAUAUAGUCUUCAGUGAAGAUAAUUCAACAACCAGACUU
This is a messenger RNA of Euleptes europaea (tarantolino), 1732 nucleotides long. RefSeq names its product protein arginine methyltransferase 3 (gene PRMT3). Gene Ontology annotation, cellular component: nucleus. Bases 1 to 1710 code for a protein of 569 amino acids. The record is from RefSeq and is a predicted model, not a curated record. Lineage: Eukaryota; Metazoa; Chordata; Lepidosauria; Squamata; Sphaerodactylidae. The transcript is spliced from 16 exons. Gene Ontology annotation, biological process: peptidyl-arginine methylation. Gene Ontology annotation, molecular function: protein-arginine N-methyltransferase activity.